Messenger RNA from Hermetia illucens (black soldier fly), 7048 nucleotides. It is a transcript of the gene Ser, whose product is annotated as protein serrate. Gene Ontology annotation, cellular component: protein-containing complex; plasma membrane. The record is from RefSeq and is a predicted model, not a curated record. The transcript is spliced from 17 exons. Lineage: Eukaryota; Metazoa; Arthropoda; Insecta; Diptera; Stratiomyidae. Gene Ontology annotation, molecular function: Notch binding; calcium ion binding. Bases 1114 to 4953 code for a protein of 1279 amino acids. Gene Ontology annotation, biological process: establishment or maintenance of epithelial cell apical/basal polarity; cell communication; multicellular organism development.
UUUGAGUCGCGGUUGCGUCGUACGCGUACAGAUUUGGGAUUGGUUUUUUGCUUUUAGUCGUUACGUUUGCUUUGUGCGCCUGUGGAACCUUCAGUGUUUUAUUGCAUUCACCUGAUUCACCUGUCGCUGCGCGUGUAACUCGAUUUAUUAUUGUGCCUCGAAGGAUCAUCUUUUGUGCGUCCCUUCCAGCCGAAGUGCUACUUCCGUCGCAUCCGGUAGUUUUUGGUGUCCUUUUAUCUGACCGUGCGUUUAACAUUUUUUCUUCAAUGGUUUUCCGGACAAACCGCAGAAAAGCGAGUAUACAACGUCAAAUGAACUACAAUUUGUAGCCACCUGAAAAGUAAGGGUUAAAUUUGUUUUUGUGCGUCCGUUUCACUUUUAUUGGUCAGUUUGUGGUUUGAACGCAGUUCCGUGCGGGGACUCGUAGUGUGGAUUACGGAGGUUUCUGUUAAGGAAGUGCAAGAAUUUGUAGACCGGCGCUGACGGUGCCGGCAACGGCGACUAUCGCGUGCUACCAACCAACCCUUUCUAUUAUUUACACUUUCAUGUCCCCUCGAAAUUGGAUAAUUUGGCGCCGUAACGAGGAUCCUUGCUCGUUCAGAUCCGGACAUCUGCCCUAAAGGUUUGGAAUUUUUGGUGUUCAGGAGGCACUAUCUGUUCGUUACACCUGACUCGGUGACAAAGGAUUACGUGUGCCUCUGACGGAUUUUCACCGGUGAUAGUUUCUAAGAAACCUGAUUUCGAAAGUGCUUUAAGGAUGUGGUUAAUAGUGCCAGUGACCGGGAUUCAUAUUGUGCCCAACUGAUAAUGAGAUAUCAUGUUUGUUGUUGCAUUUUAACGGAAAUCGUGUACGACAAUUCCAUAAAUUUGGAAAAUUCUCUCGGUGAUGGAAAAAGGAUGAAAUUGUCUCGCUGAUUUAUAGUGGAGUAUCUUAGACGGUGUGAUCAUGCUGCGUCCUUCGACGUCUCGUUCAAACAUAUUUCCUAUCAGUGGAAAGUGCUCAUGAAUUUCUGAAUGAAUAAACGGAUUAGAUACGGUUUCGCGCGGGGUUGAAAGAUUCAACGUUAAAUCUUAGCAACAACGCCACAAGGAUAUUUGUGGAGUACUUAAAUAAUGUUACUGACUAGAAUGUUUAAAGGAAUUCAUAGAAAAAUGAGGCGAAGCGACUGUUUUUGGAUAGUCGCUUUUGUUCUCUUUACGCUAGUUAAUAAGGUUUUAACAGCCGGAAAUUUCGAGCUGCAAAUAUUAGAAAUAUCAAACACAAAUAGUCACCUGUUAUCUGGUUACUGUUGUGGUGUUCCUUUAGAAAUAAGAAGUACAAAAACUACUGGUUGUCCGCCAUGUUCAACCGCGUUUAGGCUGUGUUUAAAAGAAUAUCAAAGUUCGAUGCCAGCGGAACAAGGCAUCUUAACUGGAUGUUCGUUUGGAAAUGCUAGUACGGAUAUACUGGGCGGAUCCAGUUUCGUGCUGAGCGAUCCAGAAAUAGGUUCAAUAGUAUUGCCAUUUACCUUUCGAUGGACGAAAGCAUUUACGCUCAUACUACAAGCUUUGGAUUUGUAUAACACCUCCUAUCCAGUUUCUGAACAACUAAUUGAGGAAACAUCGUUCUCGGGCGUAAUAUUGCCUUCGCCCGAAUGGAAAACAUUAGAUCAUAUAGGAAAGAAUGCACGAAUCACGUACAGGGUGAGAGUGCAAUGCGCUGCUACAUAUUACAAUACGACGUGUACGACAUUUUGUCGACCACGAAAUGAUCAAUUUGGUCAUUACACAUGCGGCGAUGAAGGUCAAAAGGUCUGCCUCCCUGGAUGGCAGGGGGCUAACUGUGAGAAAGCCAUUUGUAAGCUAGGAUGCGAUCCAGUGCAUGGGAAAUGUGAUAAUCCUGGUGAAUGCGAAUGUAGACCAGGUUGGCGAGGACCGUUAUGUAACGAAUGUAUGGUUUAUCCAGGAUGUAAACAUGGGUCGUGCAAUGGAAGUGCAUGGCAAUGUUUGUGCGAUACAAAUUGGGGCGGAAUUUUAUGCGAUCAAGAUCUCAACUACUGUGGAACCCAUGAACCGUGCAUGCACAGUGGUACCUGUGAAAAUACAGCACCUGAUCAGUACCGGUGUACAUGCGCCGAAGGCCUAUCUGGUAUCCGAUGCGAGAUUGUUGAACAUCCAUGUGCAACGCAGCCUUGCAAGAACGGUGGCACGUGCACCCUGAAGGAAUCUGAUUUUAACGAUUCUGGAGGUGGUGGAGGAUCAGCCGAAAGGAAUGGAGGUAGCUCUGGAUCGUCUUCAGUUACAUCAAUGAUUGUACGUGGGAUGCGAGGAAUGAGUUCAAUGGGUAAGCCUGUAGGGAGUAGCGGAAGAAAAGCGGAUGGCCGAAGUUCUAGCAGCAGUACAUUAUUAAAAAGUGUUACACCGCCACCAGUUGCGGAGUUUACUUGUACUUGCUCCGCAGGAUGGACAGGACCUACAUGCGAAAUAAACAUCGAUGAAUGCGCUGGAGGUCCAUGCGAGCACGGAGGCACCUGCAUCGAUCUGAUCGGUGGCUUUCGAUGUGAAUGCCCACCUGAAUGGACCGGAGAUGUGUGUCAACUUGAUGUCGACGAAUGCGACUCGAAUCCAGCCUCGAGCCUGGGACCAUGCAUUAACGCCCAAGCUUGUCAUAAUACGCCUGGAGCCUUUUCUUGUGAAUGCCUUGAGGGCUGGGGCGGACCCACCUGUGCAAAGGAUUUAGAUGAUUGUGUGGGACAGUGUAAAAAUGGUGCGACAUGCAUUGAUUUGGUGAAUGAUUAUCACUGUGCUUGUGCGACGGGAUUUACAGGUCGCGAUUGUGAGACAGACAUCGACGAAUGUGUUAAUUCACCAUGUCGAAAUGGUGGCGAGUGUGUGGAUUUAAUUGGAAAUUUCAAGUGUAUAUGUCCGGUUGGAUAUUCAGGAACAUUAUGUGAGGAGGCGAAAGACCAUUGCACUCCAUCACCCUGUAUCGAGGGAAGUUGCUUGAAUACUCCAGGAGGAUAUUAUUGUCAUUGUCCACCGGGUAGAUCCGGAAAACACUGUGAGCUGGCACGUGCUCCAUGUGCAAAUCCAUCGUGUAAUGAUGGAUGUUCACCGCCAGCUAAUGAGACCUUGAAUUCGGUACCCUGCAGUGGGCAUGGUAAAUGCGAAUCAACAGAUAAUGGUGGCUUUCAUUGUAGUUGUCAUUCAGGCUACACCGGACUAUAUUGCGAACACAAUCUUAACGAAUGUUCUCCAAAUCCAUGCAAGAAUGGUGGAAUCUGUUUGGAUGGUGAUGGUGAUUUUACAUGCGAAUGCACCUCAGGAUGGACAGGUAAAAUCUGUACAGAACGAGCUACUCAGUGUUUACCUGGACAAUGUCUGAACGGUGGAUCAUGCGUGCCAAUAAAUAAAGUAUCAGUGUGUCGUUGCACUUCAGGAUGGGGCGGUCAAUUUUGUGCUGAGCCGGUAGAUCAGUGUCAAGGUCAGCCCUGCCAUAAUGGAGGUACUUGUGAAUCGGGUCCUGGUUGGUUUCGAUGCGUCUGCGCUCGAGGUUUCUCUGGACCAGAUUGUCGUAUCAAUGUCAAUGAAUGCUCUCCACAACCUUGCCUUGGAGGGGCCACCUGUCAGGAUGGUAUUGGAGGAUUCACCUGUAUUUGCCCACCUGGAAGGCAUGGGAUGAGAUGCGAGAUAUUGCUUUCAGAUCCUGGAUCUGUUUGUUUGAAUACAACGACCCUAUCUCCUUACAACCCCCUCGGGUUACCAACUAACGAAAUAAAUAAAACAACCGAUUCGAACCGCUCAAACGAGGAGAAUUGUAAUGCAUGCAUCUGCGAAAGUGGAAGACCGAAAUGCACGAAUAUUUGGUGUGGACUGCCAAAUUGUUUGGCUAAUUCAACGACAUGUGAAAGUCACGAGGUUUGCGUGCCGUCAUUGCAGGAAACAUGCCUGUCACCGCCAUGUGAGCCCCGCGGCGACUGUCGUUCACUGGAACCAUCCAAAAGAGUUGCACCACCAAAGCUGCCCGCCUCGCCUGAUUGCUGGCCGAAUCAAGCAAUACUCAAUGAAAAUUGUGCUCGAAUAUCAAUACUUCUGGAAACUAAGCACAUAAUUAGUGGAGCUUCUGUUGAAGGGAUUUGCUUAAAUCUGCGUUCUUUACUAUCUGCUCGUUUGGUCAGGCAUCCAUCGUCCACUGCUCAGUUGAUCAUUCUUUGUGACAUAAAAAGUGGAAGUAACGAUACUAUAGAAGUGACCAUGUCUUCAUCGACCAUUGAAGAUAGUCAAUUGUCGCUGGCCGUUCGACUGAUGGGCGAAAUUUUAUCGCGACAUAGUAGCCGCAAUCAACCCGAAGCGGCUGCUCUUACGUCUGUAUUGGAAGUAAAAGUAGAGACGGCGUUAAUAUCAAAUGAAAGAAGUGGUUCCGGACUCUUAAUUGGAAUUUUAUGCGGUGCUGCAAUAGUAACCUUUGGAUUCGCAACCUUUCUAAUAUUGGUGUGGAAACAAAGAAUUUCAAUACGCUCUGGUUCGGGAGCUAACCUUUCACCUUCAAUGGACACCUCCCGACAUGACGAGGAAAAAUCUAAUAAUUUACAGAAUGAGGAGAAUCUUCGAAGAUACGCUAACCCGCUGAAGGGAAGUUCGAGUUCCUUACGAGGUGCUAUGGAAUUAAGUCUUACCCCAGCUCCCGAAGUAUCAGCGAUUUCCACUAUAGCUGGACCAAGUGCUUUACAUCGAUCUCAACCUCUCUAUCCGCCUUGCGAAUCCGAUUUCGAUAAAGACAUCGAGAACCCGAAAGUUCAGCACAAUCGACGAAGCUCACAAAUCCUUCUACAUAAAACACAAAAUUCAGAUAUGAGGAAGAAUACUGUAGGCUCAAUCGAAAGUCCGCACAAGGAUUUUGGUAAGCGGUCGAUAAACUGCCAAUCGAUUCCGUCGGCCAUAGUCGAUUCCGAAGUGCUAACUGUACAUGUAUGAAGCAGAGAACUGAGAUAAAUUUUAUUAUCGCAUGUGACUCUAGCCUAGUUAGAUGUUAAUAUUAUCUUUGUAACAGACUUAUUUAAUUGCUAAUGCUAAUAUAGUGCUAAGUAAAUGAAAGUGAAGUUACAGUGAGGCAUCAGCAUUAAUUGAAUGAGGAUUUCCAUGACUGUCACACAAAGAUCCGUGGAAAGUUUUGAAGAUAACCAAAACGAAAUAUUUUUCAUCGGUAAACUGGUGCUGUUGCCUCACUGCGCCUAAUUACUUGUAUGCCUAAUAAUUCGAGCGAAUGUGAAAUUGUUAAAACAUGCUAAGUUGUAUUUUUAUUUAUUCACUAGACAGACAGGAAUAGAAGUGAUUUCACGUGACCAUUCCCUCUGAGCUAAUAUCUGUAAUAAUAGUGCUAGUGCUCGAAAAAAAUAUUUCAACUACUUAAACCGCAAUGAUUUCAGUUGGAAGGCUUUCCCCUUGAAAUUUUGUAUCUAUUCACAUAGUUUCCAGUAAGAUACAAUAAAAAUCACGUAUAGCAUUACCUUCGUAAGUCGGAUAGAAUUAUCUUUUUUGUAUAGAGAUUUUAUGUUUUAUUGUUGCCUAUUUUUUAAAUAAUUGUCUAUAAUCGAGAAUAAAAUAAAGUAUUGGAAUUUUAUUAACGUUAAGAUAUCGCCGAGAACUUUAUCAUUUGCCUCAAAAAUAGAUCUUGCCUGCCUACGAUGUAGUUUUUUAUACAUGUUCAUAAAUAGUUUCCUCACUAGCUACUUUCUACGUGCAAUUUCUUAAGAUUUUUCCUGUUGCAAACAACCUGUUUAUACUCGCAAACUACUUUUGUAAGCAUGUUCUCAUCCAGACUAAAAACCUAAUAGGUUUUUAUAUUUCGGCAAAAAUCAGUCAAAAUCCUACAAAUUUUAAAAUUAAAUAUCGCUCACAUUCCCAGUAAGCACUUUGAUUCUGCGCCCAUGCUAUGUAAUGGCUUACCAAAUCAAACAAGCGAAAAAUAAAAUUAUUUUUAAAGUAAUCCAUGAAAUUUUCGAAAUUUCUUGACGGUAGAGUGUGAUAUUAAUUAUUAAUUCAUACCUUAAGUGUAAGUUUCCUAAGGGUAUACAUGCUUCAUGUAUUUAAUAAAUUAUAGACAGUGAAAAAUGUAUAAAUAAGUGAUGGUUGUUUCCAACUUGUUUAAGUGCUCUCCAAACAACUUAUUGUAAAAAAUAGUGAAAUAGAUUUAUUAAACUAGAGAAAAAUUAUCAAAAGACUAUUGAAAGUAUAUUCUACCAAUGUGUAAAUAAAUUAUGUAAAUAACUCUUAGUUUUAUGUGGGCAUACAAAACUCAUCAAAACGGGCUCCAGAGACUGGUGAGAAAAUACAGUUCCACCCCCAGAAGUUACAAACAAAAUCCUAGAAAUAAAGUAAUUAUCACAGAUUUCCAGUUAUAUAAACACUGAACUAAUUCGUCUAUAAUUCAUUCACCAAAAUACUCGAAUUUCAAAUGAAAAACAGUAGCCUGGAAUCUUCAAUCAACUUCUGAUAGGAUGGUCUCCUAUCAAAGGAUUUGUUUUGGCCGUAGCUUUAAAAGUCUAAAUAUUACAACGAAUGAAAUGGCUAGGACCGAUUUGAAAUGUAUAUGAUCAGUACUAAGUACUUAAAUUAUUUUAUGCUUUUACUCUAUCUUACUUUCUUUUUUGGCUUUGACAGUUUGAAAACAUAUAUUCAUAAUCACAGUCAAUUAAAGUCGUAACUGAUCCUCCUUUUAAAGUUAGCAAGAUAUUUCCCAAAUACCAAGUGCUAAAUAAAUAAAUUCUAUCCAAUUUCUUCAAGUUUGAAAAGUCUGAAUAAACAUUUAAUGCAAUACUCAAAAUAGGAAUUAUUAAUUUUGAAAAUUUCCUCUUUUUAUAAGCCAACCAUUCCGAAAGAAAGAAUAAUGAGAAUCCGAUUGUGAAUUUUAUAUAAACAUAAUUAAGAAUUUAAGUGAAAAAAAUACGAAAAAAAUGUAAGUUGAAUAAAGCGUUUUAAUUAAAAUAUAUCUUUCCUUAGAAGUUAAUUUCAAACAUGUUUUGCAGGUCCUCAAGAGAAGCAAAUGGAAUGCAGAUGAUCUCAACUAUUC